Messenger RNA from Pleuronectes platessa (European plaice), 1957 nucleotides. RefSeq names its product stomatin (EPB72)-like 2 (gene stoml2). NCBI's taxonomy places the organism in Eukaryota, Metazoa, Chordata, Actinopteri, Pleuronectiformes, Pleuronectidae. The coding region runs from base 131 to 1177 and encodes 348 amino acids. The transcript has 10 exons. Gene Ontology annotation, cellular component: membrane. The record is from RefSeq and is a predicted model, not a curated record.
AGCGGCGCACCACUGAUGUAACGCUGACUUCCUGCUCGUCGAGGGUCACUCACAUGAGUUCACAGUUCGGAUCCUGAUCAGUCUGAGGAGCCGGGUCUUGUUCUUAACGUCGCUUCGCAGGAUUCGAACCAUGUUGCGGUCGCUGUGUCGAGCCGGAGGAGCCAUUUUACAGCAAACCCAGAGGACAGCUCCCAGGUUGUUGGUCACACCAGCGCAGCAGCGAUGGGCGUCCAGUCUGCCCAUGAACACCGUGGUCCUGUUCGUGCCCCAGCAGGAAGCCUGGGUGGUGGAGAGGAUGGGUCGCUUCCACCGCAUCCUGGAGCCGGGUUUGAAUUUCCUCAUACCCGUACUCGACCGAAUCCGCUACGUCCAAAGUCUCAAGGAGAUUGUGAUCGAUGUCCCGGAGCAGUCUGCGGUUUCUCUCGAUAAUGUAACACUACAGAUUGAUGGAGUUCUUUACCUGAGGAUCCUAGACCCCUUUAAGGCCAGUUACGGUGUCGAGGAUCCAGAAUACGCCGUCACGCAGUUGGCUCAGACCACCAUGCGUUCAGAACUGGGCAAACUCACACUGGACAAAGUUUUCAGGGAAAGGGAGUGCCUCAAUUCCAACAUCGUCCACUCCAUCAACACCGCUGCAGAGGACUGGGGCAUCCGCUGCCUCCGUUACGAAAUCAAAGACAUACACGUCCCACCUCGUGUCAAAGAAUCCAUGCAGAUGCAGGUGGAGGCUGAGCGUAAGAAGCGAGCCACGGUGCUGGAGUCUGAGGGGACGAGGGAAGCGGCCAUUAACGUCGCCGAGGGUUGUAAACAAUCUCAGAUCCUGGCGUCGGAGGGAGAGAAGGCAGAGAAGAUCAACAAUGCGUUAGGUGAGGCUCAGGCUGUGGUAGCAAAAGCUGAAGCGAAGGCCAAAGCCAUCCGGAUGCUGUCAGAGGCUCUGGCUGAGCAGAAUGGAAACGCAGCAGCUUCACUAAAUGUGGCCGAGCAGUACGUGGCUGCUUUCUCCAAGCUCGCCAAAGAGUCCAACACCAUCCUCCUGCCGUCUAACACCGGGGACAUCAGCAGCAUGGUCACACAGGCGAUGACCAUCUACAGCUCGCUGGCGAAGCAGAGCCCAAUCAGAGCAGAGGCGGCGGCGAAGAGGGAGGAGCUGCAGAGCCAAUCGACAUCGACUCAGUAGCAGAGGAAUCAAAAUGAACUCAAAGUAGUGACACAGAACCAGGGAGAAACUGUUGUAUGGUUAAGUUAUCUGGAUUUCCAAGGCAUCGCUGUGAAGUUCACUCACCUUCUACCGGCUGAUUGAGAAGAACUGCAAAUUUAAAUAACUCAGCUUUGAGAAAUCACAUCUUACACGAGAGGAUUUGUAAUUUUCACUGACUGUUGUUUAUGUUCAUUGGGAAAUAAACAUCAGGACCCGAUAUUGAUAUAAUUAUGGUUUAACUUUCAGACUAGGUUCAUGUUUUCUCUUUUGCGUCCUCCAUUCUGUGUCAAUGCGGUAAUCCCAGUCACUGCCUUGUUUGUUUACGGUGAUCGGGUCAGUUCUUCAGCAGCUCUGGGACCAGCGACUAAGCAAAUUUGCUCCAUGUGACGUCUCAGAAAUCCCUGAAAGAGUCAGUUAUUCUCAAUUUGGCCCAUGUGAUUAAAAAGGUAUCUCCCCAUUUAGAAAUAAUUCCUUCCCAAUAAUUGGUGCAAAAAUUCGGGUCUAGAAUCAGGUUCCUGUUCUCAUCAGUUAUAUUAUAUAUAUAUACCAGUUAUAUUCAUCUCUUAUGUCUUUAUGGGAUACUGGGAAUUUCAAGCUUCUCUGCAAAAUUUGGGUGUCAUGGAUGACAUCGUCACAGAAGAUGAAGAUGAUGAUGAUGAUGAUGCGGUGGAAAGGAAUGUUGUUAAGCACUUGUUUGGAAGAUUGUUGUCAAGCGACGAGGGGAAAACUGCCAGCAAAAUAAAAAUACAUAAAAACUUC